Molecule: messenger RNA, 3161 nt
Organism: Dermacentor albipictus
Lineage: Eukaryota; Metazoa; Arthropoda; Arachnida; Ixodida; Ixodidae
Gene: Pex2
Product: peroxin 2
Biological process (GO): protein import into peroxisome matrix
Cellular component (GO): peroxisomal membrane
Molecular function (GO): zinc ion binding
Source: RefSeq, a predicted model, not a curated record
AUCGCCAAUAUGGCGGCACUCUGCUUUAGUUUCUGCAAGAUUUAGGAUUUGUUUUCCUUGUUUUUCUGCUCUGUCGCGCUUGCCUUCUUUGAGAUUCGGUUGGAAGACUUCCUUCUACUUUUCUCGACGCGUUAAUUUUGCAGUGACCUUUCGCUUGUCCGUAACAAAUGAGCACGGAGAAACCAGUCGUCGGCUCUCGAGUCAGUCAGCUUGACGCUGUUGAACUCGACGAUGAGUUGUUUGCGUUAUUCAGGAACAAGCUCAGCGACGUGUUCAAGCAUGCGGGCGGAAACUUCUACCCGACUUUCGAACCAGAGAUUAAGGCCAUCCUGCGGGCAGUUCUAUAUGGGUUCACCGUGUAUGAGUGUGGGGCCACAGUUGGCCAGAGGCUCCUGGGCCUAGAGUUCUUUGCAAACGGAGCAAGCCUCAGUCGCAUUACUAGACGCCAGACGUGUGCGCUCAUUCUUCUCGGCAUCGGCCUGCCCUGGUUCCGGGAACGAUGCCUAAAGCCUUUUCUUCGGGUUCUUCCUCAAGUGCAGAGUGACAAGGUGGAAAAUGGAAUUCGUCACAUAGAAACAGCUGUCCGCAUGGCUUCUGUGGCCAACUUCAUCUUGUUUCUGGUUCGAGGCAGCUACUGCUCACUGAGCAACAGGAUUGUCGGUGUUGUCAAUGGCCAUUCUGCACGACCUCUGUUGCGUGAGGUUCAGUUUGACUUCAUGAACCGGGAGCUUCUGUGGCAUGGCUUUGCGGAGUUCAUUGGCUUUCUUCUUCCUUUGGUCAAUGUGUACCCUGCCAAAAACUUUGUGAGUCGGAAAUUACUGCGUCGUAAGUUACGUUCAACGAAUCCAAGCGAGAGGACGCAGAGAGACAUGGCCGAGUGUGGAAUCUGCGGCUGCUGCCCCACACAGCCGCAUGAGAUUGGUUGUAAGCACGUCUUCUGCUACUAUUGCAUUGCGAGCCAAGUCACAGCUGAUGCAAAAUACUCUUGUCCACUCUGUAAUUGCCCCUCUCUGGGGCUGGAGAACAUCAGAAAAGCAGCGCUUCCCUUCGGCACGAGCUGAUGAAUCAAAGACGAGUGAUCCAUCGAAACAUAUUCAGGUUGACACUGCUCUUAGCACUGGUGCCGAGGCAAUAUCUUGGACAGCAAAAGGACACCAUACUGCUUUCCACACGCUAUAUACACUAUGUACAGAUGGAUUCCAGGAUGUUUUCCUCGGGAGCGCUGGUCAUCACCGCUUCUUUGGCCGUUCUGCAGAGAAAGAAUAACACAGUGAGCCGGCUCCAAAUGUGAAUGGGCUGCUUUAGAUGUAGAGCACCUACGUUAACUGCUAAUGAUGUUUUAACAAUGUAUUACAUAUACGAUUAGUAGUUCAUUGUAGCUAUAAUUAUCGCUACAUGUCUGUGGAGUGGGCUCGGCAACUUUUAUACUUGAUAUAUUUUUUGUGCCCACCCUACUCACUGAUGAUUUAUACACUGUGAUAAGGAACAUUCCAGUUAAGUUAUUUUACUUCUUUUUCAUUGUGCAUAUGCAACAUACAAGGAUUUAGGUAUGCUCGCAGACAACUUUCUGUAGCAUUGAAGGGAAAGCUGCGAAGGCAAGGUGUAUACAAGAGUGCUCCUGAAAAGUGUACCGCAUUCUCAUCCCCGUUAGUUCAAGCUGGAGAAGAGAAAACAUUAGCAUAUUAUUCACAAUAGCAACACUACAACACAAAAUUCAUUACCAAGUGUUGAAUUUGACUUAUUUUUCUGCUUUUCUCUUUUGCAUUUGGGUAAAUGCGAGAUCAUGGCAUGUAGAAGCUAUGUUGAUUCAGUAUCUUCUCCAAGAAACCAAAAGCACUAUGAAACACUUUUGGACUUCUUAGCUUUUCCUUCAUUGCCACAGAAAGUUGUCCACAGGUAUAGUGUGCAUAUUUUUGUGCUUGGAUGUACAGGAUUGUGAUUGUGCGUAGAUUAAGCAGAAACAGCGCACUAAGAAGAAACGUUAUGUCAAGUGAGACAAAUACUGAAACUACCAGAAGGAACAAAGCUGGGUGGCUCUCAUAUUCACUUAUUUUAGUUGUCCUGUCUAGAAUGAGCGCUUGCUUUCUACAAAUGCCGACGACUGUAUGACUCUUCGAAUAGACAAGCUGCAGAGCGCAGGACAUCACAAAGAUGUGACAGUGCUGUCAUUACAUUUCAUGCAGGGAAAUAAAAACUUUGGUUCUCUCUUAUGAAUGUUUUUGAAAGUCAAGAUUGAUAUAUGUGGUUAAGUUUUCAAAAGCUACUUUUCGAAGUUAAUUAUUGGAAGGAGCAAACAAGCAUGUAGCUUUGUGCAUGGUCUGGCCUCACCCGCAAGUUUGACAACUCCGGUGUUACCAUGCCAAUUUUGGUAUAGUAACAGUGACUGAAUGUUCACUGUAAUCUGGGGCAGCAACUCUUCGCUUUUCUCUUUGCAUUUGGUUUCAUAAAAAAAUAGGCUCAAGUCGUGUGACGGAUGGCCAUGAAACUUGGAGGGCAGGAAAGGGUGUAGGAGUUUUAGUCGUCGUCUCCAGUUUAAGGAUUUUUCAUAUUUCUAUUGUCUUCAGACAUGCAUCUAUUAGCUAAUGGCUAACUGUGCUGUUCGUUCCAUUCCUCGGUGCAAUGGGUACAGUCUGCUCACGCUCUUGCACGGCAGAUCUGACUACCACACUAUUCAUUUUGUUAACGCAUGCCAAAGCCUUUGCCUGGACAUUCUUAAGCAAACAAAAAUGCAAGUAAAGUUGCUUGGUAAAUAUUGCCAAGCUCAGAUCCCUAGCAUCAAAGAAGCCAUAAAGUCGAAAGCACAGGUAUUAGACCAUUUAAAUUUGUGUACGAUUUUUGUGUGGUUCAUGAAACAGCAGCCUCGAUAGUUGAGGCUACAUGAUGAAUAUCAAAGUUUGUUUCUGUGUUCAUUAGAACUCAUUGUGUAUCUAUUUUUGAAUGCAACAUAAUUCUUCUCUAUUCAGAGAAAGACUAGCUCUGAGAAAUGUUAAUAAAUUUCUGUGACAUCGUGAAUUGGUGGGGCUCAAAUAUUAAAGGUGGCACUACCACCCAUCUUUCAUUUUUGCCUUCUUCCUGGAGCAUGCAGACUCAACUCACGUUGAAACUAAUGGAUUUGUAUAUCUUAAAAGUCUAAUGUACAAAUAAAAUGUAUUUCUUAUUAA